CUGACAACGCAGCUUUGGACGAUUGAUGUACGAGUAGGUUUCCCUGCCCUCGACAACAUACACGGACGCGCAAAAGCGCAGACACGUUGUAUACUUAAAAGAGGUCGGCUGGUGUUUACGCUCUGCAUUCACGACACAUUAACCUCCCUGUCUGCACUAAAGAUCUGCAUGCAUGUAGCUCAGUUUUGCAGAGAUUAACGAUUUGUUCCAAACAGCGAGCAACAAUAACAAAAAAAAAGACCUAGAGGUGCAAGAGGGGCAGAGCUGUUCCCUCCAAACUGUGCAGGAUAGUUUCUGUCUCACUCGGACAGAGCUUCACUUGCACAUUAAGUAAGAGGUGCGAAGUUUUAGAGACCGCAAUGUUAGACGCUGCAGCUGCAUCUGUGGAUUCUUGUCCUGCUCCCUCUCCACGCGUGUCUUCGCCUCUCCGCUACAUUUUUGCGCACGAAUCACGUUUCCGGGUCAGAAACGGUUUGGACUAGAUCGCUAUAGGGACGGCGGCGAUCGCUGCUCCAACACAGACAAGGUCUAAUUACCGGACUUUGUGCUGGUGCAGCCUACACGUGAGUAGGAAGCUGUUCCCAACCGGAGGCGCGCGUGCGCUCUAACCACAGAGCCGACGGCUGUUGCAAAGUGGCAGCUCAGGGAACUAUAGACAUCAGUCUGAGGCGCAGCUCCACCGGAGGACACGCACCGCGCAUCGUCUCCCCUUCAGCCGUCCGCGUGUGGGUCGUGGAACAACAAACAUUCCCCCAAAGAAGCUCAGAAGCGGAGAAACAGCAGCAGAGAAGCGAUGGAUGAAAGAAUACCGCAUUUACAGGACAGACAGUUCAUGGAGCACGCAGAUUUCUUAGGGGUGGAUUACCCCUCUCUCUAUAUGUGCAAAUCCAAAAGAGGGAUCAAACGAGAGGAUGGUGGCAAGCAGGAUGCAUACAAGUUACCCCACCGGUUGAUAGAGAAGAAGAGGAGAGACAGAAUCAACGAAUGUAUUGGCCAGCUGAAGGAUUUGUUACCCGAACAUCUCAAGCUUUCGACGCUCGGACACUUGGAGAAAGCAGUUGUCCUGGAGUUAACACUGAAACACUUAAACGCACUAACUGCUGUCACUGAGCAGCAGCACCAGAAGAUAAUUGCUUUGCAGAAUGGGGACCGAUCGAUGAAAUCUUCCAUUCAUGCAGAUCUGGACGCGUUCCACUCCGGCUUCCAGGCCUGUGCCAAAGAGGUCCUGCAGUACCUGAGUCAGUUUGAGAACUGGACGGCACGGGAGCAGAGGUGCGCGCAGCUCAUCAACCACCUUCACAAGGUUCUGGCGCAGUUCCAACCUGGCGCGCCGCCGCUGCUCCAGCACCAGCUGCCCGUCGGGGACGCACAGGAUGGGCAGAAAUCUGACAGCCAAGCGAACUGCGUCCCGGUCAUCCAGAGGACCCAGGGCGGAGAGCUUAACGAGAACGACACAGACACGGACAGUGGAUACGGGGGCGAGGCUGAGAAGAGCGAUGGCAAAGAUAAAGAAUGUGAACGCAGUAACGCGCAGGGACAAAAGGCGGUGAAGAUCAAGCAAGAGUUUGGAGACGAUCGGGCUGCCAAGAAAUCAAAGAUGAGCUGGCCUGGGAACGGGUUGGGGGGCGCAGACCCCACCAGGCCGGAUCUGGCGUUUAUGAACUCUCUGAUGGGAAUAAGCAGUGUGGGACAGCAGACACCGAUUUGCAUGCCUUUCUACUUCAUCAACCCCUCGGCUGCAGCGUCUUAUAUGCCUUUUUUCGACAAAAACAACAUGGAAAAGUACAUGUACCCGGCGGCGGCUGCUCUUGCGUCCCCCUUCCCCUGGCUAUACCCCGCACACGCCUCGGCAGCGGCGGCCGCGGCUGCUGCUGCCGCUUUCCCCGGCUUGUCUGCGCACUUUGGAGCCUCUCCUCAGUCCAAGGACUCUCCGGACGCUGAGGGGUCACCCGAGGCCGAGACGGGCUCACCCGAGGAGCGAGAGGAAAGUCCCGCCAGUGACGAAGGAGAGGGUGACGUGGGUGACGCGUCCCAAGAUGGCACCAACAGCCCACACGAGCAGUUUUCAGCCUGUCAGAGGAGCUAAUUAGUCUGUGUUACCUUUCUGUGCAUUCUGAUGAGGAGUUUAUGUAUUUUUCUUUUUUAAAAUUAGACUAGGGGUUCCACAGGAGAGUUUCUCGUGUACAGUAUCUUGGCGAAAACAGGGGACAGUUGUGACGGCGUGUGCCUUUUGCACUUCUGAUAGAUUAAACAAUCUGAAUGAUUAUCGACAAUGAUUGACACUACACGGCUGUGUUGUGCUGGAUUUUUUUAAAAUCCUCUUUGAUAAAAAAAAUAUUUUGACAUGGCAGCAUUGGUGCCAAAAAAAAACUUUGAGUACUACAACAGUGCGCAGUAUCCCAAUCAAUGAGUCACUUUUGGAUGUAUGAAGUUGCAACUGACCUCUGCCAAGAUUAUGACCAACUUGGCUCUGACUCUGACUGUAAAUAUUGUUACCAGAAAGAUAGUCUGAUCCAUUAACAUGUAAAUGUGCACUAAAUGGGCCUAUAAAAGAAGUGCUCCUGGAAGUGUUACGCCUACAGUACCUCAUCCCCAGCUGGGGUAGGCUUAUUGGGAGGCACAUUAAUGUCCCUCCUGAGAAGAAAUGAAUGGUAUCCCCCUCUCCUCUAACUCACACACACACACACAGACACACACACACACACACACACACACACACACACACACACACACACACACACACACACACACACACACACACACACACACACACACACACACACACACACACACACACACACACACA
This is a messenger RNA of Amphiprion ocellaris (clown anemonefish), 2806 nucleotides long. RefSeq names its product basic helix-loop-helix family, member e41 (gene bhlhe41). Bases 794 to 2086 code for a protein of 430 amino acids. Gene Ontology annotation, cellular component: nucleus. The transcript has 5 exons. Lineage: Eukaryota; Metazoa; Chordata; Actinopteri; Pomacentridae. The record is from RefSeq and is a predicted model, not a curated record. Gene Ontology annotation, biological process: anterior/posterior pattern specification; circadian regulation of gene expression; regulation of transcription by RNA polymerase II. Gene Ontology annotation, molecular function: RNA polymerase II cis-regulatory region sequence-specific DNA binding; DNA-binding transcription factor activity, RNA polymerase II-specific; protein dimerization activity.